CACGUAGGAUUGACAGUGACAAGCUGACAACCAAGAAAAUGCCCUUGUCGCAAAUUAAAUAUAAAAUGUGUACUUUUUGAUGACUGUUGAAAAUUCUAUUAAAACAUAUUUGUGAUAAUACAUUUAGGUAUGGUGAAAUUUUCGUAUUUUACAUACAACCCCUUUUAAACUAGAACUUUACAAAAGAGUAACCAUUAAUUUGCUUCUUACAUUAAUUGAGAUCAAAGGUAAAAUGAUGAACACGCAAGCUAAUAUUCCCGAACAAUCUUUACCGAAUGGUUUGCCCCCACAGUUUGGAAGAUCGAACACAAUUCCCACCGUACUGCCAUUCAAUGGAGUUGAUUCUUCUCAUUCUUCAAGAACAAGCUCGCCAGCUGAUCGUUUGCAACAGAUUCCUGCAUCACAAUUGCCACCAUCGAGAUCAGCUAUUCCUAUGUCUCAAUUGCCGCCAAGCGUUGCGAAAUCUGGAAGUAAUAUCGGCCAAAUUACACAAAAUUAUGCUAAUUUGAAUAUUUCACAUAUGACGCCCAAUACAAGUCCGAAAAUUCAACCCUCUGGCACAUCUACACCUCUGGUAAAUGCGAGUAAACCUGAAAUUUCUUCUGAAGGAAUAUCCCCGAUUCGUGUUCAGAACACUUUUAUGCAUUCUAGACCAAAUAAUUUUGAAAAUGCACAUGCACAUGCAAGAAAUGCUAGUUAUACAAAUGGCCAACCUCCACCUAUUGUGAAUCAAUCUCAAACUGCACCGUUGAAACCAAAUGAAAGCAAUAAUUUAUAUACUCAAAAACCGGUAGCAAAUGGCCCACCUGAAAUUCCACCAUUUAACAAUCCAUCAGUUUUGAGACCGCAGCCGGCUCCAGUAAUGUAUCAGUCUGUUGCAUUACCCGCUCCACAAUUGAAUAGUGUUCGUCCAAACAACAGGGUGACGGCAGUACGACCCAGUUAUCCACCAAUGGGGCCCCAAGUUUCCCAGCCACCGCAAAUUCCUCUGCAACCAUCAAUCCCACCACAACAACAAACUUCAGUUCCUCCAAAAACAAACCGAUAUCCCCAACCAGCUCCUCAAUUUCAAACCAAUCUACCAACACAAUAUCAAAAUUUUGGUGGUACAAUGCAGCAAAACUUCCAGAAUCAAAGGAUGCCGCCGCCAGCAAAUAUUGUCCAAUCCGGAUUUAACAAAAUGUGGGGACAGGAGAAUUUCGACUUGCUGCAAUGUCCGAACAUUUUACCGCCGAACAAGGUGGAAGCGCCACGCAUACAUUUGGGCCAAGACUAUUUAGACGCCGCCAAUUGCAGUUCGGACAUUUUUCGUUGUACCAUGACGAAAAUACCCGAAACGAGUUCGCUACUACAAAAAUCCCGCCUUCCUUUGGGAAUUUUGAUACAUCCUUUCAAAGAUCUGGAUCACCUACCCGUCAUUCAAUGCUCUACGAUAGUGAGAUGUCGGGCGUGCCGCACGUAUAUCAAUCCGUUUGUGUUUUUCGUCGAUAUGAAACGUUGGAAGUGUAAUUUGUGCUAUCGAGUGAACGAGCUACCCGAGGAGUUUCAGUUUGAUCCGGUUACAAAAACUUACGGUGAUCCGUCGAGGAGGCCGGAGAUUAAGUCGAGUACCAUCGAGUAUAUCGCACCGUCGGAGUACAUGCUGAGACCGCCGCAGCCCGCGGUGUAUUUGUUUCUUCUGGAUGUGUCCCAUGCAGCUAUCGAAAGCGGUUAUUUACAUACGUUUUGCAAUGUGUUGACAACGUGCCUGUCGGAUAUGCCGGGCGAUGCGAGGACGCAGGUCGGAUUUAUCGCGUAUAAUUCUGCUUUACACUUUUAUUGUCUUGCCGAAGGUCUGAGUCAACCGCAUGAGAUGAUAGUUUUAGACGUAGACGAUGUGUUUUUGCCUUGUCCGGACAAUUUAGUUGUUAAUUUGUCGGAACGUAAGGAAUUGGUUACGGAUCUGCUAGCUCAGUUGCCUACAAGAUUUCUGAGCAGUCACGAUACCGGUUCAGCGUUAGGUGCCGCGUUGCAGGCCGCACACAAGCUGAUCAGUUGCACCGGGGGUCGGAUCACCGUGUUUCAAGCUACACUACCGACGAUUGGACCCGGUGCUUUGACUGUUAGAGAAGAUCCCAAUCAACGUGCCGGGAUUGAAGUGCACAACUUAAAUCCGGCCAAUGAUUUUUAUAAGAGAUUGGCUUUGGAAUGCAGCGGGCAACAAAUUGCCGUAGAUCUGUUUAUUUUGAACUCUCAGUACGUGGAUUUGGCCACAAUAUCCGGCAUAAGUCGAUUUAGCGGGGGCUGUAUGUAUCAUUUUCCUCUUUUCAAGGCAUCGCGUACUCUUCAAGCGGAACACUUAGAAAGAAGCUUGAAACGAUACUUAACCAGAAAAAUUGGCUUCGAAGCCGUGAUGAGAAUUCGAUGCACCAGAGGAUUAUCGAUUCAUACGUUCCACGGCAACUUUUUUGUUAGAUCUACCGACUUAUUAUCAUUGCCCAAUGUUAAUCCGGAAGCCGGCUUUGGUAUGCAGGUGUCGAUAGACGAAAGCUUGUCGGAUUUACACACGGUCUGUUUCCAAGUCGCACUUCUGUACACGUCAAGCAAGGGAGAACGACGAAUCAGAGUGCACACAUUAUGUAUUCCUGUCGCAUCCACACUAUCCGAUAUACUUGCAUCGGCAGAUCAACAAUGUAUAGUUGGACUUCUAGCAAAAAUGGCCGUGGACCGAUCAAUGCAAUCUAGUCUAGCAGACGCCCGAGAGGCUUUUCUCAAUGUUGCCAUAGACAUCCUCUCCAGUUACAAAUUGUCAUUAAAUAUGGGAACCGGCGAAGGCAGCGGUUUACAGGUGUCGAACAGUCUCCGACUUUUACCGUUGUAUAUAUCCGCCCUAUUGAAAUUUGUCGCUUUCCGAACGGGAACCUCGACACGCCUGGAUGACCGGGUUAAGGCAAUGUGCGACAUGAAAACCUUACCCCUAUAUCUACUGAUACAGCAAAUCUAUCCGGACUUAUACCCCAUUCACAAUUUACCAGAACAAAACACAAUCUCCAAAGACGGCGAAUUAAUUCCCCAACCGCCUCAACUACAACUGUCUGCGAGAUCUCUAGAUUCAAAAGGGGCAUUUCUUAUGGACGCGGGCGAGCACAUGAUUAUCUUGGUCGGACCGUCCGUUUCGGAUAUUUUCCUUAACGAGGCGUUGGGUGUCCCGAAUUACAACGCGAUUACCGAUCAAAUGUACGACUUGCCAAUUUUAGACACGCUUCAUAAUCAGAGACUGAACAGUUUUAUUAAUUCUUUAAAUGAGGAGAAGCCGUUCGUCGCCACUCUUCAAAUUAUUAAGGAAAAUAGUCCGAAUAGAAGCUUAUUUAUCGAACGUCUAAUUGAGGAUCGAAUAGAAACUGCAUUAUCUUACCACGAAUUUUUACAACAUUUAAAAACACAAGUGAAGUAACAAUAUAUUCAGUUUGUACGCCCUUUAUUGUGUUACAUUAACAAUAAGUUUAUCGCAAACUUUUUUUUUUACUCUUGCAAUCGUUUUCACAUUCCGCCAUGACUCCGGAUUAAUUUUGCCUUCAUUGCAAGUCCCUCCUUACAUGAUUAUUCUGUUGAUCGCCGCACAGAUCAAUGGUGAGUUAUCUCAAUUAUUGUAAUUGGUUUUAAACUUGGUGAUUUAAGUGUAUUUCUAGUUAUCAAUUUUGUUGUCUUAGAAGAUAAAGGCUAUAACAUAUUGUUAUUUGGAAAUUAUUCACAUUGUAACGUUUUAUUUAUUGUUUUAAUAUACAUAUGUACAUAUUCUUCAA
Photinus pyralis (common eastern firefly) is the source of this 3782-nucleotide messenger RNA. It is a transcript of the gene Sec24AB, whose product is annotated as protein transport protein Sec24A. The transcript has 2 exons. The record is from RefSeq and is a predicted model, not a curated record. Bases 233 to 3433 code for a protein of 1066 amino acids. Gene Ontology annotation, molecular function: zinc ion binding; SNARE binding. Gene Ontology annotation, cellular component: endoplasmic reticulum exit site; COPII vesicle coat. Lineage: Eukaryota; Metazoa; Arthropoda; Insecta; Coleoptera; Lampyridae. Gene Ontology annotation, biological process: COPII-coated vesicle cargo loading; intracellular protein transport; endoplasmic reticulum to Golgi vesicle-mediated transport.